Molecule: messenger RNA, 4467 nt
Organism: Temnothorax curvispinosus
Lineage: Eukaryota; Metazoa; Arthropoda; Insecta; Hymenoptera; Formicidae
Exons: 5
Coding region: 91-4251 (1386 amino acids)
Cellular component (GO): extracellular region
Molecular function (GO): chitin binding
Source: RefSeq, a predicted model, not a curated record
GUGCGCAGUGCAUCCACCGCCGCUUUUCACGGUGGACGAGCGUAAUCGGGGCCCCGUCCGCCGCAAACCGCCCAUGCGACACCGGACAAAAUGCCGAAAAUUAGCCUGCGUAUUCUGUGUCUCGUGACGGCGGUCUUGUGCAUCGUUCAGCGGAGUCUUGAACAUGGAAUUCCUCGGAGGAGCUUCCUGUCACGCAGAGCGAUCGAUGGAACUAGAGGAAGGAAGUACUUCGAUCCGAACGAGGACGGUGCAUUCGACAGCUAUGGAUCCGCGGGCGGUCAGUACGAUCCGUACGAUCAUAUAACGGAUUUAUCCGACAUCAGAAAAAAUGUGCCGGGUGAGCCGGGAAUCGAUUAUCCCGCCUACACGACAUUACCUCAGACAGGAUUCACGUGCGAAGGACGUUCACGUGGUUACUACGCUGACGAAGCGGCCGGCUGUCAGGUCUUCCACGUGUGCCACGACGUGCUGGUGUCCUCCUUCCUGUGCCCGAUCGGCUCGACUUUCAGCCAGAAGCUGCUGACCUGCGACUGGUGGACCAAGGUCGAUUGUUCCUCCACCAGAAGAUAUCUGGAAAUGAAUCGCGACAGCUAUCAGAUUGAUGACGACGAGAUGAUUCGCAACGCGUACGCGAUGAUCAGUCUGCAAGCCUCCGCGGAGGCCGUCACCAAGGACGGUCUGGUGGAUCCCGACAGCGGUGCCAGGAUCAUUGAUUAUUCCGCGCUCGCCGGCAGGACUGUGAUGGGCUACACGCCCGGAUUCCGCAGAAUCACGGAUUACGCGGCGGUCGAGGCGACUGGGAAUGACCUACCGAGCGGAUUCGAGGACUAUCCACAACAGGACGCGCGGCAAAUUCUUAAUUACGAUAAUCGAUAUCAGCAGAAGAAGGCGAAUACUGUGUAUCAAGGCAAACCUCAUUUUAUGGAAAAUAAAGGACGAUCGCCCUAUCAUGCGUCCGCGAUCAUUCAACACGAUUAUCAGGAUCGAUCCGGCGAUAACGAGUUUCAGGACGACUAUCGUAGACCCGACGGGUUCACCAAUCAAUUACAGACGUCCUACGCGCCUACCGUUCCCACUGUUACCACCACCACUAGAAGAUUAUAUUCGCCUACGGUCCCGACGACCUAUCGACCUUCCACGUUGGCCUAUAGCAAGCUGGAUUUGAUGGUGGACAGCUCCGAUCAUCUUUAUGCGCAAAGCAAGAGCCCGGUGACCCCUCCCACGAUUACUCAUCAGAAUGACGACAUGAGAAAGAUUGAUUUGAGAGAGAGUGAAACGAGACAUGACGGUCUGAAGAAAUCGGAGAACGCCUCGUCAUCGAGAGCGAAUAAAGACAACGAUCAAAAAGGCGACAAUGUUCGCGCUAAGAAUGACGAAGUGCGUCUCGUUUUCGAGGGGACGUCGGAGACGAAGUUCAGGAUCAACGUAACCGAGACGAUUGACGAAGACGAAGUAUUUAGGCAGCAGAAUGACAGGCCGGUAAUCCAGAUUAAUAGCGAAGAUAGCUUGGAAGAUAUCGAGACGAAAGACAGCAUCGGAAUCGCUCGAGCGCUGAAUAUACAGAAUCAAAAUCCUAUAUACCAAGUGUCAAAGGACGAACGAAGAAGUUCGACUACGCCUAUUCCAUUGCAGACAGUUUUAAAUCCUUCAUCGAGGACUUAUGAGAAAGCGGACGAUGUGACUUCAUCAAAUACCCUAAAGAAGUCAGAUGUUUUCAAUGAGACGAGCAACGAUCGAUCGACGGAAGAUUACGAGGAUAUCUCAAGCUCGACGACGAGGAGCUUCGGUGAUAGAACGACUCCGCUGCUGAAACAUUGGGAACAGAAAGACGUUGACGUCGUGAAAGUAUCGACCGUACCAAUGACUGCGAUAAAUACGACUGAGAGAACCGUCGAUGAGAUUAAUGGCGAAAUCGCUGCUGGCUCUUCAUCCAACGAAAGCCGCGUAGCCGAGGACCAGAGUUCGUCGCCGACCGGAUCGAUCUCCAACUUUAACGACGAGUCCGUACACAAAAUAAACCUUAGUUUUCAGGUUCCUCAGCCGUCGCAGUUUUUGAAGCCUCCGGUGGGACGUUUUCUUAUUAAUGUUCCUGAAGAAACGCGCUAUACGACGAUUGAUGAGAACUCCAAGACAUCUUGGAGCUCUGAGGCGACGACCACAGAGAUCCCACAAUUUUCUAGCACACUCAUAAAAAAUGAAGAUCAAUCGCCGAUAUACGACGAGUUGAUUGAUUAUACAGAUGAGAGUUUUUCGGAGACGCCUAAUCCAGGAGUUCACCCUGCUCAAGUGGUCACCGAAGUAUCCACGUCCAUUCCAUGGCUCGUUUCUACAUGGCACGGUCGAUCGAUCGUCGAUGUUCCCGUGACCGAUAUCGUUCCGCCGAUCGUUGACUACAACGAUGGCUUCGAUGACUUUGUACCGCCAAAUGAACACUCCUACACAGAGCAAUUUGACCACACAGUACCCGUGGAUUCGCAAAGAACGCAGAAUUCUCCGACGACCUCGAAGAAAAACGACAGCGAGGCGGAUAUCCUGACCCGGUACAAUACAAGAUUCCAAUUCACCAUUAGAGACGCUAUCAAGGCUCAGAAAGAGUCGAAAACAAAUUCCAGAUGCUCUUCAACCUCUGACAAGCAAGGAGGACGCUGCGAGACGAGUUCUGUCACUCCCAAAAUUGCGGUUUCUACGCCGAGUGUGAAAGAAAGGACAGUUUCGAUCGGUACGAAAGCGUCUACAAGGAUUCCAGAACAACUAACUUUUUCGAGUAGCACGAAGAAAUUAAAGUUGCCUGAAGAAUCAGUAACACGUGCUUUUGAAUCUUCGACAUCUACUGCAAAAUCUUCGAUUAAUAGUGACAUUGAUAUAAAAAAUUCAAACUUGAAAACGGUUACACCGAGAGGCAUUGUAGAAAUUGAAAGACCUGAAGAGGAAAUAGAACAGACAGUGGCCACGACAGCGAGGAGUCUGUUACACUCGAUCCGUCCGGGAUCCUUAAAACAGAUCGAGGAGACGAUUGAUAAAGAUGAUUCUCCUUAUGCAGUAUCAUUCACAGUCAAGAAAAAUGAGGAUCUGGAGACGACCGCUGACGAUUUUAUCAGUCGACUCAUCACUCAGCACCAGCGACCGGAUUCCGUCUUGAAAGAUGAACUGGACGACUUCGAGAUUAUCAAGUCUGCAGAACCGGAAAUCGAAAUUGCUAGCAUUUUGCAGACGCCGAAAUUUUCUGACACAAGUAACGCUUCUCCGGACAAUGCAAACAACAAUAGUUUUUACAUUGCUGAAAAUGAUACAGCUAGUGAAUUUAAACAAUCGGAUUCAAAUAUGAGCAUGGUAAGUCUUCUCCAAAUAAUGGCAGAAUUGUUGAAAUUAGAUCGACUGCCACGACCAUUUUCGGCGAAAGACUUAGGUAACAUAGAGCUAAAUGAUUCGUUUAACUUCGAUGAAUCAACGUACGACACAGCGAGUCCAACAUUGGAUCCGCAAACCAGAACGACGUACGAAAACACGAAUUCCGAGACAUCUACUUUCGAUACGUUGAAGACACCCGCUACUAAGCUUGCUGAGUCGAAAGUGUCACGGAAUCUGCAACUCAAUAAAGCAUCAUUCGCCACAGGGAGUCCGCGAUUGGAUCACUUACAAGCCAAAACGCCGUUCGGAAAUGCAGAUCCCAAGAUAUCUUCCUUGGAUGAUACUUUGAAGGCACCUAUUAACGUUGAUCUCAAGCCGCCUCUUGAUAUUUCUUCGAGAGUCAGCCCUAAUGCCACGGAGCAGAAGACGAAUCGAUUGAAACCAGAAAGCAGAAUCGUACGACCACGUCAAAAAGAAAAAAUCCUAGAACAAUUGACAGAAAACUUCGGGCAGCCUCUUUACCGCGAUGACUCGAUUCGUAGUUCACUCGUCUUCGAUCUGCCGCAAGUGCAGAGAAGUUUGGAUUUCGAGACCGGUUUACCGAUAAAAGAGAGCAAGCAUGUAACUAGCGAAACUGAAGAGGAAACCGAAAAGGAAAGUUCAAUAUCUACGACAACGACGCAGGAAACGACUACUACGACGGAAUCCGUGAAGACUACCGUCGAGACCGAGUUCGUUCCUUCUCUGGGAUUCUCUCUAGAUACGAACGAAGGUCGCGAAGAAUACGUUCAAGCAGUUCUUGGAGGAUUGAUUGACGAGCACGCAAGUGAAAGCGGUAGAAAUGAAUCCAGCAUCGCGCAAGACGAAGCUCCACAAAAUGAAACUUUGGAAGCCGAGCAAUAAGAAAAUUCAAAAGACAUUAGAGAGAUCUUCGAAGAGUAUAAAAAAUUAAGAACGUUUAGAGGUCCCCGGGAUGUCUUCGACGAUCAAUUUCAUCAACGUCGAUCAACUAUAAUUGGUCUUCGAUUUUUUCCUAGAAUUAAAAAAAUCAAUCAAUCAAAAACGGUGAACUCGGCCAUUAAUAUGUUUGUAUUAUUAAAAAAUAUAUAUAUAACAAUG